Messenger RNA from Corticium candelabrum, 539 nucleotides. RefSeq names its product U1 small nuclear ribonucleoprotein C-like. Gene Ontology annotation, biological process: mRNA 5'-splice site recognition; spliceosomal snRNP assembly; mRNA splicing, via spliceosome. Gene Ontology annotation, molecular function: pre-mRNA 5'-splice site binding; zinc ion binding. The transcript is spliced from 4 exons. Bases 40 to 414 code for a protein of 124 amino acids. Gene Ontology annotation, cellular component: U1 snRNP; nucleus. The record is from RefSeq and is a predicted model, not a curated record. Lineage: Eukaryota; Metazoa; Porifera; Homoscleromorpha; Homosclerophorida; Plakinidae.
AAAGGAAGUGUGUUGACCCCGUAUCUACUGUGCACUUCCAUGCCGAAGUACUAUUGUGAUUACUGCGACUCAUAUUUGACGCACGAUUCGCCAUCUGUGCGGAAAACACACAAUCAUGGUCGCAAACACAGAGACAACGUGAGGUUGUAUUACACAAAAUGGGUGGAAGAACAAGCACAGGCGCUUAUCGAACAGACAUCUGCUGCUUUACAGACCAACCCCAUGUUUCCUCCUCCUCCAGGCUUCCCUCCUUUUCCACCAGGAGCUCCUCCAAUGUUUCCUCCUCGUCCUGGCAUGCCACCUCCUCCUUUCCCUCCUUUCAUGCCACCAAUGGUUCCAGGAGCAGCAGGAGUGCUUCCUCCUCCUAACAUGCCGACACCUGGAGCUCCACCAAGUCUACCAACGACUCAGUAACAUGAAUACUUUUAGUGGAAUAUUAUUAAUACUGUGUGACAAAUAUUAGGAAGUGGUUCACUUUGAAGUUGUUCUAUUUGCUCACCUACUUAACCUUCAUUCUAUUAAGCAUACUAAAAUUGGAA